Cajanus cajan (pigeon pea) is the source of this 1680-nucleotide messenger RNA. RefSeq names its product putative glycosyltransferase At5g20260. The record is from RefSeq and is a predicted model, not a curated record. NCBI's taxonomy places the organism in Eukaryota, Viridiplantae, Streptophyta, Magnoliopsida, Fabales, Fabaceae. Gene Ontology annotation, molecular function: glycosyltransferase activity.
AGUAGUGGUUGCUUACUUGCAUUGGGAUAAGAAUAGAUUGUUUAUUUGAUGGGAUGUUGAAUCCUCAAACUCAAUUAUUAACAAUUAAACUUAUUUUAUAAUUGGUGGUGAAACAGAGGCAUCUAGAGGGAGAUUUCCAAAACAUGAAAGUUUUCAAAUCCCCACUAUCUUCUUUAGUCUUUAUAGCGUUCUUCCUGAAUUUUUUCCUAGUUUUCUUCACUCCCUCAUAUGAUUAUCAUAUGAUCCCCAUCCACUCAGAUUCUUCUAUGAUUUCCCCAAAAGGGAAACUACCCUCCACCUCUGCAAAUCACAGCUACAACAAUUCAGUACAGAUAAGGAUUAAGCUUGGCCGUAGCAUGAAGAAUAGGACUAGUUUGGAGUGGAUUGAACAAGGUUUAGCACGUUCACGAGCAUUUAUAAAAGAAGCAAUUCGGUCCAAUAACUACUCUGCCGCAUCGAAAGAGAGUUUUGUUCCCAAAGGAUCCAUUUACCUGAAUCCACACGCUUUUCACCAGAGCCACAUGGAGAUGAUGAAGAGGUUCAAGGUUUGGGUAUACAGAGAAGGAGAGCAACCAUUAGUGCAUGAAGGGCCCGUAAACAACAAAUACGCCAUCGAAGGGCAAUUCAUGGACGAAAUGGACACAAGUAACAAGAGCCCCUUCAAGGCUACCCAUCCUCAACAGGCCCAUCUCUUCUUAAUUCCCUUCAGUGUUGCCAAGGUCAUUCGCUACGUUUACAAGCCUAGAAAGUCCAGAUCCGACUAUGAUCCUGAACGCUUGCAACACUUGCUGGAAGAUUAUAUCAACAUUGUUGCAAAUAGAUAUCCUUAUUGGAACAGAAGCAAAGGUUCUGACCAUUUUCUUGUUUCAUGCCAUGAUUGGGGCACGCACGGGCUUUACUUGAUGAAUCAGGGUCCAACAAUUUCAUAUGCCAAUCCUCAACUCUUCAAGUACUUCAUCAGGGUACUGUGCAAUGCCAACACUUCAGAAGGAUUCCAGCCCAACAGAGACGUGUCCAUUCCAGAAGUGUAUUUGCCUAAUGGAAAGCUUGGCCCACCUAAUACAGCCCAACUCCCUGUUAACCGCCCAAUAUUGGGCUUUUUCGCCGGUGGAGCCCAUGGUAACAUUAGGAAAAAACUUCUCAAGAGAUGGAAGGGGAAGGAUAAAGAAGUUCAAGUUCACGAGUACCUUCCAAAGGGUGAAGACUAUACAAAGUUGAUGGGCCUAAGCAAGUUUUGCUUGUGCCCCAGUGGGCAUGAAGUGGCAAGCCCUAGAGUGGUGGAAGCAAUUUAUGCAGGGUGUGUCCCUGUAAUAAUUUGUCACAACUACUCUUUGCCUUUCACUGAUGUCCUUAAUUGGAGUCAAUUCUCCAUGGAAAUUCCAGUUGAAAGAAUACCACAAAUUAAGACUAUUUUACAAAAUGUUUCAAAAUAUAAGUACAUGGAGUUGUAUUCAAAUGUGAAGAGGGUCCGAAGGCAUUUUGUGAUAAACCGUCCAGCGAAGCCAUUUGAUUUGAUACAUAUGAUACUUCACUCACUUUGGCUUAGAAGGCUGAAUUUUCAGCUAACAGCUUCGCAAUAAGAGGAUUGUUAGGCAUAAAAUCUUUUUUCAUUUUUCAUUUGACGAUGCUAGAGCUUUUUGACCUCCGGAUGAAAAUAAAUAGUGAAAAUACAAUUUUGAA